Messenger RNA from Arabidopsis arenosa, 4515 nucleotides. Lineage: Eukaryota; Viridiplantae; Streptophyta; Magnoliopsida; Brassicales; Brassicaceae. The record is from the annotation of a GenBank genome assembly.
AUUUCAAAUUAAAGCUGAAGAGGUCCUUUUUCGUCAUUUUGGAGUAUCUUUUUGAGACAUUUUUCCUCUUUUGAUUUUCGCUUUUUCCGUCCUCUUGACUUCUGCUGUUUCAGACUCUCAACGGAGAGAGCCUCCAAAGCCAGAAGAGAGAGAGGUUGAAGAAGAAAGAUUUGCGAAACCCCAAGCAUCGUUUUUGUUGAUUCUCAUGGAAAAUCUCUCUCAUUCUCGGAAUCCAAACAGGUCUUCUUCAUUACCUAAGAAACCUUACAAUGGCAAUAACAACGCCGGAGGUUUUAGCUACAACUCCGGCAAAGCGGCUAAUACAACCACCACCACUACAUACGACGACGUUUUUGGUGGCCCGCCUAGGUUUGGAGCUCCGACGCUGUCUCCUCGUCUCGAAGACUACUGCGAGAUUUUCGCCGGAUUCAACGGUUCCUCACGCGCCGCCGUUUCCUCGAUUCCGGUACUCGAUCUUCCACUUGUUGAUGAUAGAGAUGUUUACUUCGAUGUUCGGAGUCAAGGUUUUGACUACCGUGAAGUCUUCGGAGGUUUUAACGAUCUCGAUUUAGCUCCUUCGUAUGAAGAACUUUUUUUGCAGCAGCGGUCUCCGGUGGUUGGUGAUGGUGAUUCCUCCGACGAUGCUUGGACUCCUGAAGAAGUAGAGUCAUGCUCAGGUGGUACAGACCAUUCUGGCAAAAGUCCUUGUUUUUCUAAUGGUAGAGAUUCAUAUGAUUCCAUUGAUGGAAGCACAGAGUUCAACAUUUCUUAUAACAAAGCUAGCCAGAUAAGCGGCGGCGACACAAAUAUGUCCUCAAGUGGUGUGAUACGUGUAGCUGAUCUUGGUGCUAUUCCUGGUUACACUGUUGCAGUUGAUGGAACAACAAAGCUUAAGAAGGAGACUGGGCCAUCUUCUGUUGGUAGAGGUACAAAUAAAUUUGUCUUUGAAGACAAGUAUUACAGUAGUGAACCUUUUGUUACUGUUUCUGAGAUUGGUUUGAAGACUCAUCCUACUGGAAUACCACCUCCAUCGAGAGCAGCUCCUGUAUUGAAGAGUGAUUUUAGAAGUUCGGCUUCUAAUUCUAAAAGUACUGGAUCACAAGGAUCUGCGGAUAGUAGUUCUCCACCGUUCUUUGAUGUAGAGGUUGAUGCAAAUUCAGCUGCAGUGAGAGAAGCUAUGGUAAAAGCUGAGGCAAAACUUAAAAGUGCAAAAGAGCUGUUAGAAAGGAAGAGGGAUGGGGCACGAACUACCGCAAAGCCAACCUCCACGAAGAAUAGAAUAGCCGAGGAAGGGAAAUCGGGCCAUACAGCUGGUUUGCCCGUAGUUAAGACUAAUAUUGAUGUAGCUAGAAAGUCUUUGAGGGAUAAGCGUGGAAGCAAGUCUCUGUCUUCUCAAGGGUCAGCAAACUCUGAUGGAAAUGAUGAAUGGAAAGAGGCUAAUCAAUUUGUUGAAUUGGUGAGAACAGAGCUACCAAGAAAUGCUGAUGAGAACAGUGGUGGAAAAGAUGUUUCUAUUCCCCUUAAUGCAGAGUUUUUCGAUCAGGAGCUGACAUGGGCAGCUAAUGUUGACUGGGAGAAACAGCGGAGGAGAGCAAAAGGAGAUAGAGAGGAUCAUGAAGCUAGGAAAUUGCAAAAACACCAUGGAACGAGAAAGGUAGCAUCUAGGCAUAAGAGACAUGAGAACAAGCUUGCAGAAAAGGUUCCUGAAGAGCCAAAGAAAGAGAAAUCGAGACAUGUUGAAAUGGGCACCAAUUUACCUGAUCAUGGUGGGAUAGUGAAACACAGAAAUCUGCUUAGACCAGAAGAAAAUAAGCUCUUUACUGAAAAGCCUGCAAAACAGAAGAAGGAAUUGCACUAUGAAGAGAAAACAAAAGGCAUACAAAAUCAACAAUCGGAUAGAAUACCAAAUCGGCAAGCAGUUGAAAAGAACCAGGAAUUUGUGUAUGAUUGGGAACAAAAUGCGAGAAAGCUCAGGGAAGCUCUUGGUAAUGAAAGUACGCUAGAGGUUUCCUUGGAAUUGAAUGGAAAUGGUAAAAAAUUGGGAAUGCGUGGCGAAAGUGAGACAAAACUGAAUGAGGCCUUGAAGCGGAUGGAGGAGGAAACUAGGAUUAAAGAGGCUCGUGUAAAGGAAGAAAAUGACAGAAGAGAAAGAGAAGCUUUUGAGAAGGCAGAAAAUGAGAAAAGACUAAAGGCAGCGUUGGAGCAAGAAGAGAAGGAAAGAAAGAUUAAGGAAGCUCAUGAAAAAGCAGAGAAUGAACGGAGAGCGGUAGAGGCUCGCGAAAAGGCAGAACAAGAAAAGAAAAUGAAAGAACAACAAGAGUUAGAAUUGCGGCUAAAAGAAGCUUUUGAAAAGGAAGAAAAGAACCGUAGAAUUAGAGAGGCCCGAGAAGAAAGUGACGAGAAAGAAAGAGAUGCUUGUGAAAUGGAGAAAACCUGUGAAACUACCAAAGAGGCUCAUGGAGAGCAAUCAUCAAAUGAAAGUCUUAGCGACACUCUAGAAGAGGAUGAGAGUAUAGACAACCACAAAUCUAUGAACAAACAAAACGAAGAAGAAGAAGAACCAAAGCAGAGAGAAUCUAUGUCCGAAGAAACCUGUCCUUGGAAGGUUUUUGAGAAGAACCUCAAAGACGCCAGCCAAAAGGAAGGAACUAAUGAGCUGGAUGCUGAAUCCAGGUUGUCUGAGAGGAAUGAAGAGACGCCUCAGCUGGGUGAAAAUGGAGGAUAUAACCAGCAAAAUGGAGAAUCGAGUGAGGAGUCCACUUCUGUUACUGAGAAUAUUAUAGGAGGAAAGCUCCAACAGAAGAGUAAAAAUUCUGAAAACUCCAAAGAUGCCUCAGUUCUCAAACGAGACAAUGGGUUGAAAACUGAAGUUGAAGAAAGAUCAGAAGACGAUGUAGGUGAAGACCAAAAUGUCAGAAAAGCAGGUGUUGGUCGUGAUCAAAGGAAUCCAGAGGAAAGUAAGUCCGCUCCCAAAACAUCCUCUGGUUUCAGAAACCAUGAAAAUAAAUUCACCCAUCAGCAGGAAAGAGGAAAUAUCUAUGAGACCCAAGCAGGUUUAAAUCAAGAUGCAAAAUUAGAAAGACCAUUGCCUUCUCGAGUAUCCGUGCAACGUGAGAAAGAAGCAGAGAGACUAAAGAGAGAAAGAGACUUAGAGAUGGAGCAAUUAAGAAAGGUAGAAGAAGAAAGGGAGAGGGAAAGAGAGAGGGAGAAGGAUCGAAUGGCUUUUGACCAGAGAGCAUUGGCUGAUGCACGUGAAAGAUUGGAGAAAGCAUGUGCUGAGGCCAGAGAGAAGUCUUUGCCUGAUAAGUUAUCGAUGGAGGCAAGACUUAGAGCAGAACGGGCAGCAGUGGAGAGAGCAACCGCUGAAGCUCGUGAACGUGCAGCUGAAAAGGCUGCCUUUGAGGCAAGAGAGCGAAUGGAAAGAUCGGUUUCCGAUAAGCAAUGUCAGAGUUCAGGUUUUUUUGGUGAACGAAUGGAAAGAUCAGUUUCUGAUAAGCAAUUUCAAAAUUCACUCUCUUUUGGUGCUUCAAGAUAUCAAAGUUCUACUGGUACUGAAGGUGAAUCGCCUCAAAGGUAUACAUCGAGAUUGGAAAGGCAUCGAAGAACAGCUGAUCGUGUGGCUAAAGCUUUGGCAGAGAAGAACAUGCGUGAUCUCGUGGCCCAGAGAGAACAAACAGAGAGAAUUAGAAUCGCUGAAACCUUAGACACCGAAGUAAAAAGAUGGUCAAGUGGAAAAGAAGGAAACAUAAGAGCAUUACUCUCAACACUACAAUACAUCCUCGGUCCCGAAAGCGGAUGGCAACCUUUACCGUUAACAGAAGUCAUAACUUCGGCAGCCGUGAAACGAGCUUACAGGAAAGCAACACUUUGUGUUCAUCCAGACAAGUUACAGCAAAGAGGUGCAAACAUUCAUCAGAAAUAUAUCUGCGAAAAGGUCUUCGAUCUUCUUAAGGAAGCUUGGAACAGAUUCAACUCAGAAGAAAGAAGCUUGAGCACGAGGACAAGAAGCCGUCGUGGAGGCUACGAGAGAGUGAGUGAUGAUUCAAGUUUCAGUUUACUCGGAGCAAAGCUAAGAAGAUCGACGAGUGUUCCUUACUACGCUCCAUCUAUAAAGCUUGGUGCUGGUGGUGUUCCGACCAUUCUUGAGGAGCUUCCUCGUCAGAAGUCCAAGAAAGUUAAACCAACAGGCAAAUUUAGCCACCCAAUCUUUAGUCUUUUCUACGGAAAGAAGAAGAAGUCAACGACGACAAAACCUGAGUUUUCUAGGUAUCUUGAGUAUUUAAAAGAAGGUGGUAUGUGGGAUGCUAGAGCUAAUGCGCCUGUUAUCUAUUACAAGUAGAUCGAUAUGAAUUUGUUAAGAAAGAUCAAGAAAGAGAGAGAGAGGGUGAAAGUUUUCUUUUAUUUGUUUGGUUCAAAUCUUCUUCAAUUUGUGAUGAUAUUUGUAUAUAUAUUUCAAUGAUCCAAUAUUGUUUUGUAAGCAUUUACAAGUAUUGGAAACAAAAUUGUAUGCUUUUG